Molecule: messenger RNA, 2923 nt
Organism: Nycticebus coucang (slow loris)
Lineage: Eukaryota; Metazoa; Chordata; Mammalia; Primates; Lorisidae
Gene: KRT74
Product: keratin 74
Exons: 9
Coding region: 248-1861 (537 amino acids)
Biological process (GO): keratinization; intermediate filament organization
Cellular component (GO): keratin filament
Molecular function (GO): structural constituent of skin epidermis
Source: RefSeq, a predicted model, not a curated record
GCCAGCAUAUUCCACUUGCUAUCAGAAGAGCUUUGUUGCUGCGAAGGGCUUGGAGAUCUCUGUUCUACAAAUGGCCCAUGGGUCUGGACCUUCAGCAGGGGAAGGGAGAUAGGGGAGAGACGCCCUUUUCCGGUGUCCUGGACUCAGCAGGGAUAAAAGGAGGCAGCACUCUGGGUGUCCUACCAGUGUGUUCUCUGUCCCUUGGUGACCACUUUUCUCCGGCUCUGUCAAUUCCAUCUUUCCCACCAUGAGUCGACAGUUGAACAUCAAAUCUGGGAGUGACAAGGGCAACUUCAGUGUGCAUUCAGCAGUGCUGCCGCGGACGGCCAUGGGCAGCCUGGCCUCCUACCGGGCAGCUGGCAAAGGGGCUGGGGCUGGCUUCAGCAGUCGGAGCCUCUACAACUUCGGAGGGAAUAGACGUAUUUCUCUUAAUUUGGCUGGUGGUGGUGUUCGGGCUGGAAGUUACAGCUUCAGGCAUGGCUCUGGGUAUGGAGGAGGCCGGCCCAGUGGCUUUUUUGGCAGCAUGUUUGGGAGUGUGGCCCUAGGGCCAGCAUGUCCAUCCUUGUGCCCACCCGGAGGCAUCUACCAGGUCACUGUCAACAAGAGCCUCCUGGCCCCCCUCCACGUGGAGCUGGACCCUGAGAUCCAGAAAGUGCGCACCCAGGAGCGGGAACAGAUCAAGGCUCUGAACAACAAGUUCGCCUCCUUCAUCGACAAGGUGCGCUUCCUGGAGCAGCAGAACCAGGUGCUGGAGACCAAGUGGGAGCUGCUGCAGCAGCUGGACCUGAACAACUGUAAGAAGAACCUGGAGCCCAUCCUCGAGGGCUACAUCAGUGGCCUGCGGAAGCAGCUGGAGACCUUGUCAGGGGACAGGGUGAGGCUGGACUCGGAGCUGAGAAGCAUGAGGGACCUGGUGGAGGACUACAAGAAGAGAUAUGAGGUGGAGAUUAGCAGGCGCACGGCAGCUGAGAAUGAGUUCGUGGUGCUCAAGAAGGACGCAGAUGCAGCCUAUGCCGCCAAGGUGGAGCUUCAGGCCAAAGUUGACUCUCUGGACAAAGACAUCAAGUUCCUCAAGUGUCUGUACGAUGCGGAGAUCGCCCAGAUCCAGACUCAUGCCAGUGAGACCUCUGUCAUCCUGUCCAUGGACAACAACCGCAGCCUGGAUCUGGACAGCAUCAUCUCUGAGGUCCGGGUCCACUAUGAGGACAUUGCUCUGAAGAGCAAGGCCGAGACUGAGGCGCUGUACCAGACUAAGCACCAACUUCCUGUCCCUGGGAACCAGAUCCAGGAGCUGCAGCUGGCGGCCAGCCGGCACGGCGAUGACCUCAAGCAUACCAAGAAUGAGAUGUCAGAGCUGAACCGGCUCAUUCAGAGGCUGCGGUGUGAGAUCGGGAACGUGAAGAAGCAGUGUGCCAACCUGGAGACGGCCAUUGCUGACGCCGAGCAGCGGGGGGACUGUGCCCUCAAGGACGCCCGGGCCAAGCUGGAUGAGCUGGAGGCCGCCCUGCACCAGGCCAAGGAGGAGCUGGCGCGGAUGCUGCGGGAGUACCAGGAGCUGCUGAGCCUGAAGCUGUCCCUGGACGUGGAGAUCGCCACCUACAGGAAGCUGCUGGAGGGCGAGGAGUGCAGGAUGUCUGGUGAGAACCCAUCCUCUGUGAGCAUCUCUGUCAUCAGCAGCGGCAGCUAUGGCUACCACCCCAGCUCCACAGGUGCUGACCUCGGGGCCAGCAGGGUGGCAGGCAGUGCCAGCAGCACCCGAAGUGGGCAGACCAAGACCAAAGGGGCACGAGGGGGAGACUUCAAGGACUCCAAGGGCAAGAGCACCCCGGCCAGCACCCCAGCCAGGAAAGCCACCCAAUAGGACAUGACCCCACUCACCUCAGCACCUGGAAGAAGAGAUGACUUUGCCACUGCUCGUGUCUGCUGCGCCCAAAUCUUGGUCCUUGAGUUUUAAAACUGUCUAUAGCACACUCAGCUCUCUGCAUUGUGGCUUACCUUACUCUAAAGCUCUGAGUGACACUAUUAGAUCCCUUGUGGACUUAGGACUUCUUAUUUCCUUGCUUGGAGGCUGAAGCCAUAAUUGUCUGCUUGGCCCCCGAGGAAGCUGUCAUCAUCCCUGGAGAGAGAAGGGGGUGGGGCUAGCUUUUUCCCAUGCCAAAUUAGCAGCUGUCUGAGUGGCUUUGCUUUCCCUGCUGGCAUGGGGGGUGGGGGGAAUGAGACCUGCCACCAGGACACCAGGAGGUGAGGAGUCAGAGAGCCUUUACCAGCCUCACCAGAAAUGACUGCAGGACAACUCCAUUGCUCAGGAGACAAUGUGCGCCUUCUCAGACCACCUGCACCCAAUUCACAAAGCCAGAUGAAGGAGAAGUUAUUUUCCUACCAUCUGGUGUCACUGGCCCCCCUCCUUUAUUGACAGCUAAUACCAUUAAUUAAGCACCUACUAUGUGCCAGACACACGCAUUAUUUCUCUCCCAGUCCUGCAAGGAAGAUGCAAUCCGCAUCUCUGGGACAGACAAGGAGCCCCGGUGCCCUGAGAGGCUGCAGCACCGGCCCCAGUCAGCCCCUCAGGCUGGGCUGACUCCAGCUCUGUGCUCUUUCCAGGCCAUGUCACUGCCUCUUCGCCAAAGGCAAUGUCAAAUUCACAGUUCUUUUUGAGGAGGGCAGCAUAAUCCUGCUGCCUCUUGUUAGGACUGUGGGUAUGUGAUUUGUCUUUGGUCCUCUCUCUGGAGCUGUGUCCUACAAAGCUUCUGACUCUCAACUGUUGUUGCUAUGAGCUGAGUUUCAUGAGUGGAGCUUGUCCCCUGUCCCUGUGAUACCGCCCAGCCUAGAAGUUGUGGCUCCUGGUGUAAAUAUUUCUAAGAGCAGCGCUGCCUAGUUCCCCCUUUGCUUGAGUUACAGACUCGGAAUUCCUGCAGCAUGUUCA